Molecule: messenger RNA, 1549 nt
Organism: Gymnogyps californianus (California condor)
Lineage: Eukaryota; Metazoa; Chordata; Aves; Accipitriformes; Cathartidae
Gene: EPCAM
Product: epithelial cell adhesion molecule
Exons: 9
Coding region: 148-1071 (307 amino acids)
Cellular component (GO): bicellular tight junction; membrane
Molecular function (GO): cadherin binding involved in cell-cell adhesion
Source: RefSeq, a predicted model, not a curated record
GAGGGCGCGGCGCAGCCUCCACCACCUGCGGAACCUGUCGGGCGGCUCACAUCGGUUCGCCGCCGCGCACGCACUGCUCCGUCUCUUCUGCCCGCGCCUCAGAGGACUUUUCCCCGGCCUCGCCGCGCCUCACCGCUGGCCCCAGCCAUGAAGCUGUUAUGCGGGGCUGCCCUCCUGCUGCUGCUCUGCGCCGCCGCCUGCGCUCAGGACAGCCCGUGCAUCUGCGAGAAGAACAAGCGUGUCACGAACUGCAGGGUGGCCAACGGCGUCUGCUGGUGCGACUCGGUCGGCUCCGGCGUGUCUGUGAACUGCGACAGUUUGACUUCAAAAUGCCUGUUGAUGAAAGCAGAAGUGACAGGCUCAAAAUCAGGUCGUCGUGAGAAACCAAAAGGUGCAUUUGAAGAUACUGAUGGCCUUUAUGAUCCUGAGUGCGAAAAUACUGGUGUUUUCAAGGCAAAGCAGUGCAGCGGAACUACCUGUUGGUGUGUGAAUACAGCUGGUGUUAGAAGAACUGACAAGCAUGACGCAGACUUGAAGUGCAAUCAAUUAGUCAGAACGACAUGGAUCAUCAUUGAAAUGAAACAUGCCGACAGAAACGUUCCUCUGAACACUGAAUCUUUAAAGAAAUUCUUCAGGGAAACAAUUACCAAUCGUUAUAUGCUGGAUGGGCGCUAUAUAAGUAGUGUUCUGUAUGAAAAACCUUACAUUACUAUUGAUUUGAAGCAAAAUUCCUCAGAAAAGUCUUCUGGAGAUGUGGAUAUAGCUGAUGUGGCCUACUACUUUGAAAAAGAUGUAAAAGGUGACUCUAUCUUUCAUAAUAACAGACUAAACAUCAGCAUUGAUAAUGAAAUGCUGCAUUUUGAGAAGACAGCAGUCUACUACGUUGAUGAAAUAGCACCGGAGUUUUCCAUGAAGUCUCUGACUCCUGGCCUCAUUGCUGUCAUUGUAGUAGUAAUAGUAGCAAUAGUUGCUGCAAUUGUUGUUCUGGUCUUCACAAGGAGGAGGAAAGGGAAGUACGUGAAAGCUGAGGUAAAGGAAAUGAAUGAAAUGCAUAGAGGACUGAAUGCUUAAUUAAAUCAGCUGAAGAUGGAGUAAGAUUCAAACAAGAAGACAACAGAAACAUUGGAGGCAUGGAUCUUAACUCUUAAAAAGAUUCCUCCUGAAAGGGAGGCAAUUGUGCUCACUUAAUGAUUGUUAAAACUUUAACAGCCAAGACUGGUAACCAUGCUACUACUUUUGCUAUUUGUUGAGAGUUAAAUCUUAAACGCCCCAUCUUACUCAAGUCAAACUUAACUAUUGCUCCCUGAUUUUAUUUUUUUUAUGAUGAUGAAAUGAGUUGACAACUGCUGUUACUAGGGUUUUGGAGCAUACAUGCUUAAAUGGUUAUUUUACCCUUGUGGGAGGUUUAUUGAAAAUAAUGAUUUUUGUAGCCAUGUUGUAACAAGACUGUCUCCUGUAUAACUGAACAUGAUGUUUUUAUGGCUGUUUGUACAUAUUUGAAGUUGCUGUAACUUUUUUAUGACUUGAAUUAAUAAAACUUUGAAACAGG